This is a messenger RNA of Paramecium sonneborni, 1579 nucleotides long. Lineage: Eukaryota; Ciliophora; Oligohymenophorea; Peniculida; Parameciidae. The record is from the annotation of a GenBank genome assembly.
AUGUAAUAAAACAACUAUGAAAUUAUUAGAUUGCCUUAUAUCUAAUAAUACAAAUCUAAUAUAAGUUUUAUUCCGAAAUCGUCCUAAUAUAUUAAUAAAUAGCAAACUUAAUUAUAAGUAGGAUUUGAAAUUCCUAAUUAUGAAAUGUUGACAUAAAAAUAAUAAUAAAAAAAAUUGAGAAAAAAAACUCCUCCCUAAAGGUAUAUUGAUGAGUUCCCUGCUUGUUAUUUAGAUUUACUUCCUAUUCCUCCAUUUCUUUAAGACUAAGAAAAACUGAAUUAUAAGAUAUUGAAAGAGAGAGGAGAAAAACAAAAAAAGAUUGAAAUAUAAUAAUUACCAUCAAUAAGGUAAUUAAAAGAAACUCCGAGAUCUAAGAUUUCUUCAAAGACUCCUAAGAGUAAGCCUAUCAUAAGAUCUUUAAAUCUAUAAUCUUUAGGAUAGCAAAAUCAAUAAUAAGAACCUUCGAAUAAAUAAAUUAGUUAAGCUAGUUAGAAAUAGAUUCAACAAAAAAAGCCAGUUUCUUUAAUUCUCUAAAAGUUGAUAAAAAAGGUUUAUCAUCUACAAAUCUGGCUUUCUUUUUAUAAAUUGCUUAUGGAAACAUUAACAGCGAAAUGUGAAAUGAAAUAAAAAUAAUAACGAGAAGAAUUUGCUUAAAAUCUUAAAGGAGCACUUAAAUAAUUAUCUGAUUGGACAGAUGCUAGUUUGGAUGAAGCGUUACUUCAGAUUGUAAAUUUAAAGGAAUCUUUAUAUGUAAAAGUUGGUGAAGAUAAAUAAAAUCAAUAAAAAAAAAAAUAAAUAGAAAAUUUAUUGAUACUAUGUAUGAAAAACCUUAAAUUAGUUAACAUUUCAGAUUAUUUCACAAAACAUUUAGCAAUGCUUUUGAACACAUUAAUUUAACCUUUCUAAUUUCCUCCUUAAUAAUAUUAUUUUAAAUUUGAAAUAAUAAGACUAAAUCCUACAAUAUAAGGUAGUCUUGGUUAAAUAGAAAAGAACCAAUAAAGAAUGGUUUUAUUGCUAUUUAUAUUUAUCAGAUAAAUUUUGUUUGCUUAAAUCUUACGAGCUUGGUAGUUUCAUCCAGUAUAAACAGAUAAUGAUUAAUAACUGAUGCUAAUCUAAGCUAAUUCGAUUGUUAUUGUUUCAAUAAUACAUGAUAUUGUUAUCAAAUGGGUUGAAAGGAAUGUAGCAAAAAAGAGAGGUCUUGAUUUAGAAAUGCUUUUUAAUCAAUUUUAAUAUCUUGAAAAACCUUUAACUUAAGAUAAGGAAAAAAUGGAAAAAUAAGGGAAGAGAUUUUCAGAUAAUGAAUUAAUUGAAGGUCUCUUGGGAAGCAAUUAAAUAUAGAAAUACUUGUACAAUAAUAAAGGAGAAGUUGAAAAGUGGGUAAAGUAAUUCGAGGAUGAGAUGAUAAGUUAUUGUGAUAAGAUUUUUGAACAUCUUACUAAAGAAUUUGAGGAACAACCAAGAGAGAAGGAUAGAAUUUGUAAGAUGAUGUCUAUCCAUUAUUUGGCAUCAUUAAUGAGAAAACAUUGAUAAUAUAAUUCACAUACUUUUAGAUAAAUCAGUUGUGCAAGAUGUCCUUUUA